Rhinocladiella mackenziei CBS 650.93 is the source of this 954-nucleotide messenger RNA. RefSeq lists its product as uncharacterized. Bases 1 to 954 code for a protein of 317 amino acids. The transcript has 2 exons. NCBI's taxonomy places the organism in Eukaryota, Fungi, Ascomycota, Eurotiomycetes, Chaetothyriales, Herpotrichiellaceae. Gene Ontology annotation, molecular function: hydrolase activity, acting on ester bonds. The record is from RefSeq and is a predicted model, not a curated record.
AUGCAAGCACCACAAACCCCGACAAACGUUACCUAUAUCCCUAAUUCUUCGCAGUGGGUGUUGAAGAAUGCCGCCGAAGAAGCAUAUUUGAUUCAAGCAGCUUGGCCACUCACUUGGAAAUCUCAGACAUGUGAUGACAAAGACAUCCCAGUCUUUUAUGUCCUUGAUGGAAACGCAUACUUCUUUAGUGCUGUGGAAGCUGCCCGUCGUUGUUCCAUGGUUUCCACCAGCGCAAAUGCUAUUAUCGUCGGAAUUUCUUAUCCACACUCCGAAUUUGUGUUCCAUUCUCGACGGAACUUUGACCUAACUCCGCCCUCUGCAACCUAUACGCCUCCCCGGGAUGCCGAUGGAAAGGAACAUCCAGCCGACCAUGGAGGUGCCACUGCUUUUUUGGAUUUCUUGAUCAAUACGGUCCGCACGUUCAUCUUUUCCGACGCUUUUCCUCAACUACAGAUUGGCAAAGAGGUAUUGAUCGGCCAUUCGUAUGGUGGACUUUGCACGUUGCAUGCCUUGUUCACGUCGGUGACUCCCUUCCAGGUCUUUACGGCCAUCAGCCCGUCGAUAUGGUGGAAUGACAAGUUCAUUUUGACCGAGCAAGAGGAAUUUCUGAAGAAGGAUAUACCAGUGUCCAGUGGACAGAUUGCGCCAAAGGCCACCGUCCUUUUCGCGUAUGGGACAUACGAGCAAGAUCCAUGCCGACGGUCGGACUGGGGUGAAGGCGAGUAUCAAAAGCACCUUGAAUUGGCUCGAGAGAGAAGCAUGGGAAAGAAUACCGAAGUGAUGGCCGCAUCUUUGAAAGGUUCAGGUAGGUUCGAGAAUGUCGAACUGCGAGUAUACCAACAGGAGGAUCACUUGAGCGUGGCAGUCUGUGGAAUCAAUUGGGCCGUCUCCAGAAUCUUGGAUCCGGAAAGGCUUCCUACGCCGUCCAAGUCGCAUGCUACUGUCGAAUCUUAA